AUGAAAAAAAUGGCAACUCUUUCGCUGUCAUCGCUGUUACUAUUAAUGUCUUAUAUAAUGAUUGAUCGGCAGAAAGGAUACGAGAGAAUCGGGAGUCGAGAAGAAUGGCAUUCAUCGUACGAUUACGUGAUAGUGGGCGCGGGCUCUGCCGGCUCUGUAGUGGCGCACAGACUGUCGGCCAUUGAGUCCAACACUGUAUUGGUGUUGGAAUCGGGCGCCGAAGAGACCAUUGUCUCCACAAUGCCGUCAAUGAGUGACACAUUAAAAGAGACACAAAUGGACUGGAAUUACACGAUUGUGGCACAGAAUUACUCGUGUUUUGGCCUAAACAACAGGACCAUGAAGUGGCCCCGGGGUCGGGCACUCGGGGGCACCUCUGCCAUCAACAGAAUGGUCCAUUUGAGAGGAAAUCCCAAAGACUUUGACGGAUGGGAGGAAUUGGGUGCUAAGGGCUGGCAAUGGUCUCAAGUAUUACCACAUUUCUUGCGGUCAGAGAACGAAACGGAUCCCACUUUAGCGGGAAAUGGUUACCACUCGACGGGCGGACCCCUAACGGUGUCCACACCUCCAGAGGUUGAUGUGAUGACUAAACAAUGGGUGAUUGCGUCCAACGCUUCCGGCUAUGAGAUAAUUGAUAUGAAUGGCAGCAAAAGGAGGGGAACCGGUAUAACACAGAGGACUGUACGCGACGGCAGUCGACAGUCAUCUUCGGACGCAUUUUUGGCACCGAUUUAUAAGCGAAAAAAUCUUCAUAUUUUAACCAACACUUUGGUUACGAGAAUAUUGUUUGAUAGAAACAAAAGGGCUGUUGGGGUGGAGUUCCUGAGGAAUGGACACAAACGUAGAGUUAAGGUCAAGAAGGAAGUGAUAGUAUCGGCCGGUGUUGUCAAUUCUCCUCAACUUCUUAUGCUUUCGGGAAUUGGUCCUAAAAGCCAUUUAGAGUCGUUGAAAAUCAAACCAAUAGUGGAUCUACCGGUUGGAGACAACCUCCACGACCACCCGCGCGCAUAUGGCGUACAUUUCCUAACAAACGCCACGUUUACCGAUAAGUCACUGACCAUUGAAUCUCUUCGGGAGUAUCUAAUGGAGGGAAAGGGAGCUCUGACUCGAUCUGAGUACUCGACAACACUAUUUCAGAGCUCUUUUGUCAACGAAACCGAUUGGCCGGACAUUCAGAUGGGUUUCAUGCAGUCGAGUCCGGCCGCCAGUCGGGGCAGCGGUAGAGCCACAGGAAUACGGGACGAGAUUUGGGAUCAGUUUUAUAAGCCGUACACAAAUAGAUCUCAAUUUAGUAUUUCUGUUAUACUAUUACGGCCUAAGAGUAGGGGAACUCUUCGUCUGAGAUCCAGCGAUCCGUUUGACAAACCACUGCUUAAUCCCAAUUAUUACGCCGAAGAGGACGACGUGUCCACUAUUGCCGAGGGUAUGGCCGAAGCCUAUCAUAUAGCGCGGUCGCCGACACUCAAGCCGUACGGCGUCGAGCCUUACGAGAGUCUAGUGAACGGCUGUGAGUCCUAUCAUAACUCAAACUUCAGUCAUCCGCCGCACGAGUACCUGAAAUGUGUGGCCCGGACUCUGACCUCAUCGGCCGCACACAUAGUGGGCACGUGUAAAAUGGGUGCCACCGAUGACCCGACAGCUGUAGUCGACCCCGAGCUUAGGGUCAGAGGUGUAGCCAAUGUGCGAGUGAUCGACGCCUCUGUAAUGCCUCGUGUGGUGUCCGCCAACACCAAUGCGGCCACUGUUAUGAUCGGUGAAUACGGCGCUCAACUUAUUAUUGAUUCCAUAAUCAAAUGUCUUCAAAGUAAUAGCAAUGACAGUCCCAUUGUAUUCCCGGACGACGAUAACGAUAGGCCAACAAAUAAGAGACAACCGGACAGUAAUGCCGUUCAAUGCAAACAAAUUGAUUGCCAUUCGCCGAGUGUGUGUUUCCUUCACAUCGAUGAGGCAAAUGUUGGCCAAUGUGUCCGCACAGACGGCAGUAAAGGUGUCUGUUGUGAGCCCGACAUCAAAAUCACUGGCAAAGACUUUGAACUGGAAAUUCGUAUUCCAAAGGAUAUACAGACCCGUCGUUUGGGACCACCGAAGGACUCGUCGGCCGUCACUCUAAACGAUAUAAAUACCGCCCAAAAGGUGGCCAUUGUUUUCAUGCAAAAUCAGGACAAACUAGAGAUCAAACUCCGAAAGGGCGAUCUGUUGGCGAAGAGGGGUUCGGGAGAGUUCGCUCACCAGAACUUUUUCGGCGCAAACCCUCGUGCGGUUCAGUUGUCCAGAGAAGCGAUGAUUGCCUUACAAACGGCUAAAGAAUUGUCCAAAGAGAAAGGCUUUAAUGUGGAGCAAUCGCGCCGUCGUUUGUCGGGUAUAGACUUACGGUCGACUCGUAUGAACGGCUUUUGUCCGCAGGAACCCGAAUGCAUAUCAACUAAGUAUAGGAGCUCUGAUGGCACGUGUAAUAACAGGAAACAUAGACUUUGGGGCAAAUCUAUGAUAACAUUCAAUAGACUAUUGGAGGCCUCGUAUUCGGACGGCAUUAAUGAUCCCAGAGUUUCAGUGGACGGCUCACCCCUUCCCAGCGCUAGGGAUGUGUCACUACUGUUGGCUCCGGACAGGAAUCGACCCAAUAAUCGGUACACUUUAAUGGUUAUGCAAUUGGGACAGUUUAUUGACCAUGAUCUUACGCAUACAGCUAGUACUAGGACAAACGAUAAUUUGCCGCUCCGGUGUUGUGGUGAAGAGUUUCGUGCGAACCCACAACUCGUCCACCCCUCAUGUUUUCCCAUUUCCGUUGCUAUUAAUGACCCCUUUUAUGAAAAAUUUGGUCAAAAGUGUAUGAAUUUUAUACGCUCUGCGCCUGCAAUCAGACCCGACUGUCAAAUGGGACCGCGAGAACAGCUCAACCAAUUGACCGCAUAUUUAGACGCCAGCAAUAUAUACGGCUCAACCGAAGAUAGGGUGCGAUCGUUGAGAAGCGGUCGUCGCGGGCGACUCCGGGUGUCUAUAGUGAACAAAAGGCAAUUCCUUCCCUUUGACAGCAAUGGCACCAACUUUUGCGGCAUUCCUCGCGAGGAGCGGCUCCAGUGUUUCGUUGCGGGCGAUUCCCGGGUCAACGAACAG
Messenger RNA from Medioppia subpectinata, 3114 nucleotides. NCBI's taxonomy places the organism in Eukaryota, Metazoa, Arthropoda, Arachnida, Sarcoptiformes, Oppiidae. The record is from the annotation of a GenBank genome assembly.